AUGACGCUGACUCAAGCCGAGAAGGCCGCCGUGGUCACCAUCUGGGCAAAGGUGGCUACCCAAGCCGAUGCCAUUGGGGCAGAAUCAUUGGAGAGGCUUUUCUCCAGCUACCCCCAGACGAAAACCUACUUCCCUCACUUUGAUCUCAGCCAAGGCUCAGCUCAGCUUCGUGGUCAUGGCUCCAAGGUCAUGAAUGCCAUCGGCGAAGCUGUGAAGCACAUUGAUGACAUUAGAGGCGCUUUGGCCAAACUCAGCGAGCUGCAUGCUUACAUCCUCAGGGUGGACCCAGUGAACUUCAAGCUGCUUUCCCACUGUAUCCUGUGCUCCGUGGCUGCCCGCUAUCCCAGUGACUUCACCCCAGAAGUUCAUGCCGCGUGGGACAAGUUCCUGUCCAGUGUUUCCUCCGUUCUGACCGAGAAGUACAGAUAA
Messenger RNA from Pygoscelis adeliae (Adelie penguin), 429 nucleotides. RefSeq names its product hemoglobin subunit pi. The record is from RefSeq and is a predicted model, not a curated record. Bases 1 to 429 code for a protein of 142 amino acids. Gene Ontology annotation, cellular component: haptoglobin-hemoglobin complex; hemoglobin complex; blood microparticle. Lineage: Eukaryota; Metazoa; Chordata; Aves; Sphenisciformes; Spheniscidae. Gene Ontology annotation, biological process: oxygen transport; hydrogen peroxide catabolic process. Gene Ontology annotation, molecular function: organic acid binding; oxygen binding; peroxidase activity. The transcript is spliced from 3 exons.